UUUUUUCCUGGUCUCUUGGUAAGGAUUGUGGCCGCUCGAGAAGGUUUCAAGCUCAAUCUAUUACUGGGCGUCGUAGCACGUCGGAGUAUACGUUAUAAGACGAGGUUUGGUCUUCCUGUCGUUUCAAGAGCUUUGAUAUCGUGGUAGAAGGAGGAGAUGUAAUGAGGAGGUGGGAUGAGGGGCUUGUGAUGCCGUCGUACUUGAUCGUUUUGUGAGGGGUUUUGACCUCUUCAAGUCUCUUGGACGUGGGAGUCUCUUCGGUGUUGAAAUGUCUCUUUCAAUGCUCUUCCUGCCGCAGGCAAUCUUGAGACUAGCUUUAUCGAGAAUGGCGAGUCGCGCUAUCUUCGAGGGACUUAUGGAGUUAGGGAGGAGGAGGAGGAGGUCGUUUGUGCUUCAGUGGCACGUGAGACUUUCGGGAGAUCUGAUCGUCAAUGGAUACUUCUCGCCAGUGAUGACACUUGAAUGGCUGGUAUCAGCGAGGGCUAGGAAUUGUAGGACCCCUGCGAGAGCUACAGUGCAAGUGAGAAUGUGGGUCGAGAGCUUGAAUGCUUGAGAGGUGCGUGAGGU
Messenger RNA from Pseudovirgaria hyperparasitica, 567 nucleotides. RefSeq lists its product as uncharacterized. The record is from RefSeq and is a predicted model, not a curated record. The transcript has a single exon. The coding region runs from base 269 to 553 and encodes 94 amino acids. NCBI's taxonomy places the organism in Eukaryota, Fungi, Ascomycota, Dothideomycetes, Acrospermales, Acrospermaceae.